Molecule: messenger RNA, 1508 nt
Organism: Dimorphilus gyrociliatus
Lineage: Eukaryota; Metazoa; Annelida; Polychaeta; Dinophilidae
Source: the annotation of a GenBank genome assembly
AGAGGAAAAUUUUUGAUAUAAAUAGGAGCAACUUUCAGUAUGUGACAUCCCGUCAUUUCAUUUGAUAUCGAGAUAGAAUGUCUGCAGUUAAAGUUUUUUCACUUUUCGCCGUCAUACUUUUCGAACUCGUAGCAUUGUCGCACCAGACGGACUUUGUUACUUUAGAAUUCACUAAACAAAGCAUUGGACCUGGAGAAAAGACAGAUUUGAUAAUAACACCUACAUAUGAAGCUCCAUUUACUUGCCGAAUAUAUGAGACUUCCGAUCGAAUUUCUUGCUCAACGCAAUCGGUCAACUUUAACAAUAGAGAAUCCGUUGCCCUAAGUGUUGUUCAAUCGAAAGAAGAGACUCAUCAAAUUGAAGAAGUCGCAAUAACUGUAUUUUGCUCCAACGACGAGUUUUUAAUAAGUGCUGAUAAUGAAGUUCUUGUGAUUUUGCCAUCUGAUCCGAUAAAUUUCCAUUAUAUCGGCGAAACGGCUCAAGUUGUAAUAUCAGUAUUGGAUGAUGACAUAGCAGUGCAAGGUGCUUCAAGCACUGUAACUUUUACAGUUUCAAGUAUUUCGGGAAAUGUUCUCGAAACGGAAUUUAUAAUAUAUGACAAUGAUCUUCCACUUACCCCUGUGGGAUUUCCAACGGAAAUGACUGAGGGAGAUAAGCCUGUAGUAAUUAGUCUAAAGCCUGACAGCCGGUGGGAUGGUGGCUUUCACAAUCCACCCGAUCAAGUUGACAUCUAUGAACAAAAUCCUGUAGUCGUUCCACCUAAUAAGAUCACUAAUAUACGAAUUCAAGCUAUUUAUGAUGCUGUAGAAGUAGAACCUCCUAUAGACAAAAUAACUCUUCUUGAUAAAAAUGGAGGGAGUUUAGGAGACCCUCAUUUCACCCAAUUUGUUGUUGAUAGUCGAACAGGAAAAUCUAUGAGAAUAUGCUAUGAUGUUACUGGUGAGGCAAACAAUCGUAUUUUCAUCUAUAAACAUCUCCAAUCAAAAACUUCACUUUACGGUACACUUAAGAACGACUAUUAUAUGCACGAAAUUACUGUUGGUUCGUUGGUCAGUAAUAUAACGGUUACAACCAAUUAUAUCAAAAUAGAUCAUGAUAGAAAGUUUGAAUGGAAAACUUCCGGUGGUUUUGAAUUAACAAAAAGUAAAUAUUAUAUUAUUAAGUUUACUAAAAAUGUUACUAAAAUUGAGUCAACUGACGGAAGAUUUGGAAAUGUAAAAUUUGAAAUAAGAAGAUCAAUGUCUAAUUUCAAAAACGUUUAUUUAGACGUUAAUAUAUUAAGAUUAAAUAAUUACAAAGGAAUAGGCGAUUUACUAGGAGAAGUCGGAAAUAGCCGUUUUGAAUUUUAUACAUCUGUCGCAGAGUAUGAGGGAGAAGGAAUGGGAUCAAUAAAAGUGAACAAUCAUCUAUUCUUAGCUACUCAAAAAAAGCGAAACGGUAUGGAUUGUUGGUUGAUUGAUGCAGAUGAUGUUGUUUAUCCUAAACAAUUGGAGAAUUUUGUUUAUUAG